CAGUGCGUCACAAGCGAGCCAGCAGAGCCAGGAUCCCCCGACACAGAGUCCGGCUUCUUCAAACAGCUACGCCAAUAACUCCAGAAGAGAACACGCCUGCCUUUUUUUAUCAGCUCAUUCCACGUGUUUUUCAUAUUUGACGCACGGCUCUCAGAUAUCUCCAUUUUGGAUGCGACUUUUUCCCUCUUUGAAGUAGCAACAGCUGUUUUUUUACUUUAUAAGAUCUCUUUCUCGUUGUUUGUUUGCGGUGAUAGAACAAAAGAGGAUCCUGAGCAACAGCUGGGGACUAUAUCAACUUCGCUAUAUGGAUACUGAGUCGCUGCCAUCUGCAGCUGCUAACAGAGUUUGAUCUCAGAUCUCAGACGCUGAUCUGUGCGUAAAGACGAAAAUGAAAUCAGCCGAAGAGGAUGCGUAUGGCUUCACGCCAAAUGUCAGCCUCUCCCUCCCACUGGGCAACCCUUGUCUUCCCUCUCAGUACCACAGCCUCCAAACCAGCCCAACUAUAUCCGUCUCCGUCUCAGAGCCUCACAGUUAUGACACCCAGGAUGACAUGAGAGCGACAGGAUACUAUUCAACCUCAGGUGUCCGACCAAAUGGAGCCCCGACCCUGGAGAGCCCGCGGAUUGAGAUCACAGCCUAUGGUCAGUUUCCCGAGGAUGAAGUUGAAGAGAGCAGCCUUCCUAUUGCCAAGCGGGUCAACUCCAUUGUAACGCUGACCCUCCCCAAUGCAGAUGGUUACCGAGACCCCAGCUGCCUAAGUCCGGCUAGCAGCAUUUCGUCUCGCAGCUGCCACUCUGAGGCUUCUUCUUAUGAAUCAAACUUUUCCUACAACUACGACAACUCGCCCCAGAACUCCCCCUGGCAGUCGCCGUCAGUGUCCCCAAAGGGCUCCACCCUCACCCUCCCAGGAGAGGGCUGCACCUCUGCCGGCUCCCCUCGCCACUCCCCUUCAACGUCCCCUCGCACAAGUGUGACAGAUGACAACUGGCUGGGCCAGCGAGGCUCAAGACCCAACUCCCCUUGUGGUGCGAAGAGGAAGUACAGCUACAACGGCAGUGGGGCAUCACAAAAGCACUACACAUACUCUCCCAACCACUCUCCAGGACUGUCCCCGCAGACCUCACCUCGACUCAGUGUUACUGAAGAGACCUGGCUACCAAACACCAACCAGUACACCAACUCAGCCAUCCUGGCAGCCAUUAACGCCUUGACCACAGAUGGAGUUGUUGACCUUGGGGAGGGGAUCCCCACUAAGGCCCGGAAAACCAGCCUGGAGAACAUCCCAACAGUCAGUCUUAAGGUCGAGCCUGGAGGAGAGGAGUUAAGUCCAGGAGAGCUCUGUCUGGAUGACCAUUCGUCAAACCGCCUGCCAUUAAAGAAGGAAGGUUACUGUAGUGGGUUCCUGGAUGUACCACAACACCCCUACUCCUGGUCCAAGCCAAAGCAGUAUGUCAGCCCAUCCUUGCCAGCUCUCGACUGGCAGCUGCCGUCCAGCUCGGGGCCGUACAGCCUGCAGAUAGAGGUGCAGCCCAAGUCCCACCACAGAGCCCACUACGAGACAGAGGGCAGCAGGGGAGCAGUGAAGGCCCUGGCAGGAGGACACCCUAUCGUUCAGCUGCACGGCUACAUGGAGAGUGAGCCUCUGACCCUGCAGCUGUUCAUCGGCACAGCUGACGACAGGCUAUUGAGGCCUCACGCCUUCUAUCAGGUCCACCGGAUCACUGGGAAAACUGUGUCCACACCAAGCCACGAGGUCCUGCACAACAACACUAAAGUCCUGGAGAUCCCACUGCUGCCGGAGAACAACAUGAGGGCCAUGAUUGACUGUGCAGGGAUCCUGAAGCUGCGUAACUCAGACAUCGAGCUGAGGAAGGGGGAGACCGAUAUCGGGCGUAAGAACACACGUGUGCGAAUGGUUUUCAGAGUUCACAUCAACCAGCCCACAGGGAGGACGGUGUCUUUACAGGCCUCAUCAAACCCCAUAGAGUGCUCCCAGAGAUCGGCCCAGGAGCUACCGCUGGUGGAUAAGCAGAGUUUGGAGACGUGUCCCGCCUCCGGGGGGGAGAGGAUGCUCCUCGAUGGACACAACUUCCAGCAUGACUCCAAGGUCGUGUUUGUGGAGAAGGCUCAAGAUGGUCACCACCUCUGGGAGACGGAGGCCAAGGUGGACAGAGACACAUCAAAGUCGAAUUCCCUUAUCAUUGAAAUCCCACCGUAUCGAAACCAAAGACUCUCCACUCCUGUCCACGUCAACUUCUACGUCUGCAACGGCAAGAGGAAAAGAAGCCAGUACCAGCGCUUCACCUAUGUCCCUGCUAAUGUACCGACAAUAAAGACAGAGCCACAUGACGACUUUGACGCCCCUCUUGUCUGUGGUCAGCACCCCCCUGGCCUCUCCUUGCUCCCAAAGCCAUACUUCCCCCCUCAGGUCAUGACCCCAUUGAUGCCCUUGGACCCCAGGCCAGGUGUUGUGAGCGGGGCUUACUCUCUCAGCCAGCAAAGAUUGACAGCCAAGCCCUCAUCGCUUCCCUCCUCUUCCCCGAGCACCAGCCCCAAACUGCAGGACCUGUCGCCUUCACCAUUUGCUAAGUGCCUCCCCGCAGCCCCUGCAGUCCAGUCUUCCCCGAUCCCUCACGUCUCAAUCAUCCAGGAGACCCCUGGGCGGUUUCAGUCCCCAACCCUCUACCCACCCAGCAGCUCCUCGUCCUCCUCCCCGACCUCACAGACAUCCACUCCCACCGACGCCCCUUAUUCUUCAACCCUCAGCAUGUCAGCAGUCCAACAGGUGAGCGGCAGCGCCAGCCCUGGGGCUCAGCAGCACCCAAAGGUGUCAGAGAGUGGGCCGGAUGACCUCCAGGAGGGAGGAAGCCCCCCGGCUUUGGCUGUCAGCAUCAAACAAGAACCACAGGAGCUGGACCAGAUGUACCUGGAUGAUGUCAAUGAGAUCAUCAGGAACGACCUGUCCAGCAUCUCCGUCCACAGCCAUGCGUAGCUUCCUGACUGUCACAGGAAACGAGAAGAAAGGGAAACGCCAGACAGAAAUGGACUUCAUGCUUUUCAUGCUUGGACUACAGCAUGCAGGAAGCAGCAAAAAGGAAACGGGAGGAGAACAAAUGUAAAUGUAUUGUCCAGAUGACCAGGGUCCAACACGUGCCUUGUUUUUCUUAUAUAAUGCCUUUACACAGAAAUAAUCCAAGGAAUACAAUAAUGACUGACUUUUUUUUUUUUAAAUGUGUGUAAAUUAAAUAUGUAGCAACAAAACCUGCCACCCCAAACCCCACAGCAAGUUUGCUUCUAGAGGACCAAACCUUGUUUUUAUGUCUCUUUUUGCUGCAGUUUGUAAAUGAUUCAGUGCCUUUGAGUUAAGUCAUUUGUAUAUACAGUAUCUAUAGUGCUUCAGUUUGCAUAUCUGGCUUUACAAGGAAAUGAUUAAAGGAAAAGUGCCUUUUGAACUGGAAACAGAAAAAGUGGCCUGCACUUGGCUUCAUGUGUUCAGCUUUGAAAUAUAAAUGACUUUUUUUUAAGUAGACCAAUGCAGUUUAAUGGGAUGAUGUUACAGAAAAUAACAACUGAAAACUGGCUUAACCUCUUAAACAGUAAUAUCUGAUCUGUCUGCAGUUAGCUCAAAGUAGGAGCAUUAACUAAUGAUAAUACACACUGGCUUUAUAUAAAGAUGGACAAUGCAGCUAUCCCUUGUUAUGUUCUACAAAUAUGAAGAUAAAAUACGCCACAAUGGGCGCUGACAUAUUACGCUGAUGACACUAUUUGGUUGAUGCCAGAGUCUGCAUGUGAGAUCAUUUGAUGCAGCUUCUUCUGCCUACCAAACACACUUUUAAUUCACCGAUUAAACAAGAAAGCUCCCUCAGUCCCCAGCAGAAUGGACUUUUGUGUCAGUUUGAAGUUGACACUUGCGUUUUUAGAAAGCUGAACAAUUCUUGAGUAGGAGCCCAAACUUUGGCAUCAGUCAUGACUCGAUUCAUCACCACAUUGUUGAUGUAGCAGAUAUUUUUCUAUUAGUACGCUAGCAAGUUAGCAUCUGCUAGCUCGCUAAUGUGUUAUUAGCAACAGCAUUACAUUUCAAUCAAGAAAAAAGGCAUUUAAGGCUAAACAGCCAUGUUGUAUGGAAGCGCAUAAUCUUAGCAUAAAAUACAAUACAUGAAUUUAACAGUGAGUGGAAAAAGUCACAUUUUGAGUAUAAUUACCCACUGCCUAUAAGUCAUCUGCGCUUCAAAAAAAAGAGUAGAAGAAGAAAUCAGAGGCAGCUCAACCGUGGUCACUUCCUGUUAAUGCUAAACAGCACUGCGUGAUUUGAGACAACACUAACCUGCAUGGAUUAAGUGCUCUUUGUAAUGCAUUUAAGUGUAAUGUAAGUAUACUAACAGAAGUUUGUGAUUUGAGUCCAACUAAUAGCUUUGUUAGCUUUAGCUAAAGUGUUUUCGGGGAGUACAAACUUUCUCCUGCAGGCAGAAAAUAUUGAACUAUUACAUGAACUUUGGCAUGGAGAAAGGAAAUAGUCAUCAGUCACUCAAACUUCAUUUGUAUAGCACUUAGCAUUAAAGAAUGCAGCACAAAGUGCUUUAUAUACAAACAGACAAAUUAAAAAUGAUAAUUAUAUAAUAAUUUGACUUGUCCACUGAGCUGUCUAUAAGUUUUUCAAAGUAAAAUGAGAAAUUAAAGAGCGGUGGUGCACCUGUUUUACAUGAGCCUUAACCAAAGUGUGCUGAAAGGGAUGAUAUAACAUGCUAUUGUUAUUGUUAUUGUUAUUAUUGUUAAGAGAUUUUAAAGAAUGUCCAAAUUAUGAAGCUUAAUCGCAUCCUGAUUAAUGCAGUAUGCUGACAGUCCUAACAUUAGCUAAAAUAUUAAAGACUGGUAUUUUAAAACUUAUUUAUAAUACAGAAUGCACACUAGAGCUCAUCAGCAUUGUAGUGAAUGGAUGUUGUUUGUUAUGGGGUGUUCUUCUUGAUGCCGACUGCUUGUAUUAAAACAGAGGAGGCACAGCUUAUGACCUGCAUGUUUUGACUUCACUUUUGGCAGGGUUUCAUGUUGUCCAUCUUUUUAUAAAGUGCAGUAUUGUACUGACUUAUUCCACCAUGACUAAGCACUUAACAGAGGCAAGGAAAAUCCCAUUUAAACAGGUAGAAAACACAAGCAGGAUUGGCCUUACAGGUGUAUCCAUCUACCUAGAUCAACCAACAUUACAGCAAAGCCAUCCUUGUACAUAUAAAUUGAUUAUGAUUGUGAUGUAUUUGUUGUUACUUAAACUUUUCGAGUGUAAAAGAAGAAUGUUACUUCUUUAAAAUGUGGCAUCAUCUCAGAUUAGAUUAAAACUGGUUGGCACAGUAAGUCUGGGCCAACAAAGGGAGAUAAACUGAAUACAUUUUCUGUAUUCACCACCGACAUAAAGCACUUAACCACUAAACCUGUGGGAUUACAUGUAGCUGUGUGAAUAAGAUACCAGCUUUAUUACACAAAGUGAAAACAACUUUACAGAUCAGUUAGUCAAACCUUUUUUCAGAUCAGAAAAGGCUCAUAGAUUGAGUCAUUUUUUGUCACUCUGGUGAUAAAACAACUAGCAAUACAGACUUGAAAAUAAUCUGAACUGUGGAGUAAACUGCUUGCUACAGUAACAGGAAUGUUAGUUUGAUGUGUAUCAGUAAAAUCAUCUCAGUUUUGACAAAGCUUGACUUUUCCCUGGCGGUGAUGCCAUUAGCAUUAGCCUCUCGAAGAAUGUAAAAACAAUCUCCAAUGCAACUGAGACGGUCUCUAAUCCAAAGAACAGAGCAAUACAAAUAUACCAGAUCUUUAGUGUUUCAUUCGUAUUUUCAUAUUUAUUCUCUUAGCAUGUUCUUUGUUAUUUCAUGUUUAUCAUCAAACUUGUUCUCAUGCUUACCUACAUACUGUGGUUUAUCUACUCCUUCGUUUAUUAUAGCAAAACUGAACAGGCUUACACUCUUGUUCCCAGUUUUUAUAUGUAUUUAUAUGAGUCUUAAUCCUUGUAACUGAAGGGCCUGAAGCCAUACUGAAAUGUUUACUGAGGAGAUAUUGUUAGUCUACAGCAUAGAAGUCUGCUUUGUGACCUUUUUGUGUAUUUGUCAAUAAAUAAGUCUUCAUCUCUU
Messenger RNA from Cheilinus undulatus (humphead wrasse), 6116 nucleotides. RefSeq names its product nuclear factor of activated T cells 1 (gene nfatc1). Gene Ontology annotation, molecular function: transcription factor binding; DNA-binding transcription factor activity, RNA polymerase II-specific; RNA polymerase II cis-regulatory region sequence-specific DNA binding. The record is from RefSeq and is a predicted model, not a curated record. Gene Ontology annotation, biological process: cytokine production; regulation of transcription by RNA polymerase II; calcineurin-NFAT signaling cascade. The transcript is spliced from 10 exons. Gene Ontology annotation, cellular component: transcription regulator complex. NCBI's taxonomy places the organism in Eukaryota, Metazoa, Chordata, Actinopteri, Labriformes, Labridae. Bases 389 to 2992 code for a protein of 867 amino acids.